Messenger RNA from Clunio marinus, 1162 nucleotides. The record is from the annotation of a GenBank genome assembly. Lineage: Eukaryota; Metazoa; Arthropoda; Insecta; Diptera; Chironomidae.
UUUCGGGGUUGUUAUUACAUAACUUUCUUUUUAUUAUUAUGAAAUAAACUAAUAACUUAAUUCAACUUAUUCAAAAAUAGUGAAAAUGUCUGAAGAUGGUCAAAAUAAACAUACAACAAUUCUUAGAAAAUAUCCAACAUAUCGAGAUGAUUUCGUCAAUGGUAGUUGGAAAUGGAUAGAAGGAAGGCAAAUGGAUGAUAAUGCCGAAGGGUUAUGGCGGGUUCAUGAUAAAUUGUACGAUUUAAAAAAAUUUGUAACUGCUCAUCCUGGUGGAAGUGAGUGGUUGACUCUCACUAAGGGCUUAGAUAUCACAGAAGCUUUUGAAGCAUAUCAUUUGACUGAAAAUGCUUCAAAUAUUUUACAAAAAUAUUUUGUGAAAGAUGCAGAGUUACCACGUAACUACAAAUUUACCUUUAAAGAUGAUGGUUUUUAUCGAACUUUGAAACGUCGUGCUACAAAAGUUUAUGAGAAUAUGGAUAAAAGCUCUUUAUGGAAAUCGAAGAUUAUUUCUGAUUUAAAUCUUUUUUUGUACUUUUUCGCAUCGCUAAUGUUUGUAAGAAUGAGAGGAAUUCAAAGCAUAAAAGUCAUCUUCGGUAUUCUAGCGCCUCUUAGUUGUGUAACUCUUAUGGGAACAUCUCAUAACUUCAUUCAUGUAAGAAAUAACUGGAGAAUGUAUUUAUCUGCCUUAAUCGGAGUAAAUAUGAGGGAAUGGAGAGUUUUUCAUGCAUUUCGAUGUUAUUGUUUGGUGGUGAUAGCACAAUAUCAAUUGUUCAUUCAUUGGAAUUGGAUAGAAAUUAUUGGAAGUCUCAUGUUUAGUUCGAUUUCAGUCAAUGCUGGUCACCAUGGGAAAACAAUUGUUCAUGAAGGGGAUGAAUUCAAAGAGCUUGAUUUUGGGAUUUAUCAAAUAAGUGCUGUGAUUGACAGAAAAGAAGCCAAUUCUAAUAUCUUCAUGUCUCUAACACAUUUUGGGAAUCAUCUCUUGCAUCAUAUGUUCCCAGGAUUGGAUCAUUCACUUCUUCCAGAAUUUCGGGCUGUUCUUUUCGAAACUAUGAAUGAUUUUAAGGAAGAAUUAAGGGAAUUCUCCUUACUUGAUGGAGUAAUAGCACAGUUCCAGCAGUUGGAAACAAGAUUUAUUAAUGAUUUGAAUAGUGAACAUAAUUAA